Paramecium sonneborni is the source of this 1219-nucleotide messenger RNA. Lineage: Eukaryota; Ciliophora; Oligohymenophorea; Peniculida; Parameciidae. The record is from the annotation of a GenBank genome assembly.
AUAUAAAGCAUUUUAUUUGUCAUGUCUGUCCCAUCACGAAAUUCAAAAAGAAGUUUUAUUUCUUUUUUAUAUCUUUAGUUAACACAAAUACAGCAUUACAAGGUCUUCCAGGACCAGCAAGUUAUGAACCUAAAAUAGAAGUUUCGCAUGCAAAUGCACCCAAAUGGACAAUGAGUGGAACUUAUUCAAGGGAAAUUCCUAUUAUUAAAAACCUCCCAGGACCAGGAUAAUACGAUCCUAAAUUACCUGCAUCAUUAAGAAAAACUUUAAUUUACGGCAAAUCUUAUUAAAUCGAUAAAGAAUCAAAGUAAAAGCCAGGUCCAGGAGCAUACUAAGUCGAAAUCUCUUAAUUAUCUAAAAUAGGCUUCAAAAUUGGCAGUGAAAAAAGAUAUAAAGAUGAAAAGAAAUUAUCGCCAGGGCCUGGGGAUUAUCAAGUAAAUACGAAAAAUCAUGUUACUUCAUAUAUAAUUGGACAACAAACAAGAUCAGGAAAAAUCUAUACUAAUCAUAUCGGUCCUGGUCAAUAUGAAAUUCCUACCUUAUUAAAGACUGAUGGAGGAUUUAAAAUGGUACCUCGUAGAGAGAGGACGGUUUCGAUGAUAACACCUGGUCCUGAUGCAUAUGAAUAAAUUAGGUAGGAAAGAGUAAAAUCAUUUAAAAUUGGGAUGAGUAAAAGAGAGGGAAUCUUUUAGAAGUCCAAUUCUCCUGGGCCUGGUGAUUAUGAUGUUUAGGCAAUCAAAGAAAGCGUUGGAUAUACAAUAGGUAGAGGUUAACGAUAAGAAACUAAACUUGAGGUGCUUCCAGGACCAGCAAGUUAUAAACCUCAAAAACCUAGCAACGCACCAAAAUAUUCUAUCUAUCAAAGAUAUAGAGAAAAAACAGAUAAUUCAGGUCCAGGACCUUAAUCUUAUACUAUAGGAGAUUUUAGAGAAUCCAAAAGCAUUAUAUUUGGGCAGGCAAAACGAGAUAGUUAAAAUAGGAUAUCGAUACCUGUAUUAUAAAUCAUAUUAUUCUAGGGACCAGGUGAAUAUGACACAGAUCAAAAAUCUAAAAAACCCCAAGUGAGUAUUGUAUUCGGAAGAGAGAAAAGAUCUCAUAGUUGUUCAGAAAAUACUAAAUUACCUGGACCAGGUUCAUAUGAUAUCACUUCCACUUUUUUUGUAAAAAAGAAAUGAUUGAAUAAGAUUUGAAUAAUAAUUAUUCACUUUUUAAAUGUGUA